Messenger RNA from Diatraea saccharalis (sugarcane borer), 537 nucleotides. NCBI's taxonomy places the organism in Eukaryota, Metazoa, Arthropoda, Insecta, Lepidoptera, Crambidae. The record is from the annotation of a GenBank genome assembly.
AUGCUUUUGGUCUUCCUGUCUGCUAUAUUUAGCAGUCUAAUUAAUUCAAACGGUGCUGUAUUAGACCCCGCAUUAUUUCUUUUACCGAGCCCACCGCUGCUGAGUGGCUCUAAUAUCUCUCCAGAAACGAGAUGGAAGAUAUCGGAUACCUCAAGAGUGACCAGAGAGGCUGAUCCAGAUACUAUUAAUCAAAAACAAUCCACAGUCACGGAAAAAUCAGAAUCGAUGGAAAGCGCUGAAACAUUUUGGCCCGGCUUACGAACACCAGCAUAUGGAAUUAGGGGUAUCCACAUACCUUUAACAUUCAGUAUUCACGGCACAUACGGCAACAGUGGUUACGGUUCUCACAGCAGCAGCGUUGUUGGAAGCAGUUACGCAAGUAUAUCGACCGGUGACUCGUAUGGUAAUUACGGCAAGUCUGCACUUGCAGGCAGCAGUUACGGAUCUUAUCCUGGCAUUAGAGUGUUUGGUGGAGGCAGCAAGCCUGGCUGGAGUGGAUGGGGAAACGGAAAAUGGGGACAUUAUGGCAAAGGAUAA